UGACCCAGAGCGCAUGCGUGUUCCCCCUCCCUGCCUGCAGCUGAGAGCAGUUGUGUCUAGUCAGGCACCGCCGAGGCUUCGGCUGGGACGCCCGGCUCAGCGUCUCUGCUGACAGGAACUCAGUCUCCUUAGGACUCGCUGGGCUUUCGGUUUCAGGACGACGCAGGGCUGUGUCCACGCUGACGGAAGCUGGGUUUCCUGAGGACCCAGGCGACGCCGGGAGGAAAGGAUAACCUGGUUGGGCUUGAUUCAAUCACAACAGACCUGAAGAAGAUGCAGUUCCACAGUGGACAGCAGCUUCAUCUACUACUCGAGAUUUCCAGCCUGGCCUUCCUGACGUCUGGCCCCAUGAAGGUUGUAUGUCUCCAACCGGCCACACAGCCUCCAUCCUCCAGAGCUCGCAGCACAGCGCGGUGUCCAUCAGGCUCUGCUGGAAGCCACAGUUAGUUUUUGCAGGUGUUAAGUGGAAGAAAUAGUCCUACUCUAUUUUCUGAUGUUUGAGAGCUGGCACCUUAAAGUUCACUCCUCUCUUCUUCCUCUGCCCACUGCUGGGAAAUUUGGAGGUGGCCACAGCAGAUGGUGUAGACCUGGCUCCUCUGGGAUCCUGCUUUUAACUCAUUGGUAGAUGUCCCUGAGCAAGGCCCCAAGGCUGGCAGAGGGCCAGGUCACCCUGGGGGCAGCUGUCUUGCUGCUUGGACUCUGGGCAGUACUGGCUCCAGUCCAGUGCUCUCAAGGCCGCCCUUCAUGGCGCUACAUCUCUUCGGAGUUGGUGAUACCCAGGAAGGAGUUGCACCGAGGCAAGGGUGUUCAGACGCCAGGCUGGCUCUCCUACAGCCUGCAUUUUGGGGGCCAGAGGCACGUUAUCCACAUGCGGCGCAAGAAGUUAUUUUGGCCCGGACACCUGCUGCUGAUGACUCAGGAUGACCAAGGAGCCUUGCAGAUGGACUACCCCUUCGUCCCUUCAGAUUGUUACUACCUUGGCUACCUGGAGGAGAUUCCUUUUUCCAUGGUCACCGUGGACACGUGCUAUGGGGGUCUUGAAGGUAUUAUGAAGUUGGAUGACCUUGCAUAUGAAAUCAAACCCCUCAAGGAUUCGGAAAGGUUUGAACAUGUGGUUUCUCAGAUAGUGGCAGAUGCCAGUGCAACAGGACCUGCAUAUGGACCGGGACACAAGGAGGUUAGACACCCACUGUUCCCUGAAGCAGAUGUCAGUGUAGCCCCCAGGAGUGGUGCUAGGGUGUUUGCAGCACAUAAGGGAAUUAUGAAAGGAUUUGUUCAAUAUUCUAAUUCAAUGUAUCAUGUAUACAACAAUGUGUCUAAGUGUGUAGAAACCCUGGUACACAUGUGUAGUAUAGUGGACUCCUUUCAACAAGGUCUUGCUGUAAGGUUCUAUCUAGUUGCAGUGGUACUAUUUAAUGAAAGAGAUCCAACUGUCAUGAAUGACUAUAGAGUACCAGGUGGUGCAUAUGCUCGUUAUCAUGCAAACAAUUUCAGACUAGUUACAGAAACCACCUCAUCCUUGAUAGUAAUUCGUGAUGGACCACGACCAGGUCAAUUUGAGCCAGAGACCUAUACUAUGUGUACAACUGAUCGUAGUCUACUCUUCGUUGGUUAUCUAGGCAGACAUUAUUUAAUAUUAGCUAUUGUAUCAACCCAACUCAUUGGGAGAAGCUUUGGUCUGUGGUAUGAUGGUGAUAACUGCUAUUGCAUGAGAAGGAGCACCUGCCUUAUGGCAAAAUACCCAGCCUUGACAGAUGCCUUCAGUGACUGUUCCAUUGGGCAUUGGUGGAACAUAGUAGGACUACGGGGCAGUUGUAUAUUUAACACAACGGUGAGCUAUUUUAAUGAAAGCCUGAUAAAGAUGCGUUGUGGAAACUAUAUAGUGGAGGAUUGGGAGCAAUGUGACUGUGGCUCCUUUAAGCAGUGUUACAGCAACAAAUGCUGUGAGUAUGACUGCAUGUUGGAGGAAGGGGCUACUUGUAAUGAAGGACUAUGCUGUACAAACUGUACCUACUCUGAACCUGGGACACUCUGCAGACCAAUCCAGAAUCCAUGUGAUCUUCCAGAGUACUGUUUUGGAACAACCAGUCAAUGCCCAGAAGAUUUUUAUAUGCAGGAUGGAACGCCCUGUACUGAAGAAGGCUACUGCUAUCAUGGAAACUGCACUGACCGCACAAUGCACUGCAGAGAAAUCUUUGGAAGACAUGCUAUUAACGCUCAUGACGUCUGCUAUACAAUAAAUAGAAAAGCCAAUCGAUUUGGACACUGUACAAGAAAUGAUAGGGUGUUGAACUAUGCUGCUUGUGGAGAAGAAGACAUAAAAUGUGGAAGGCUGCAGUGUAGCAAUGUCACUCAUGUUCCCCGGUUGCAGGAACAUGUUUCAUUCCAUCAGUCAAAGAUCUCAGGGGUCUGGUGUUGGGGAGUAGGCAGUCACUAUUCCCCAGAAACAACUGAUGUUGGUCAUGUGAGAAGUGGUACCCCCUGCGCUCCUGAGAGGUUCUGUCUCAAUAGCGCCUGCAAUGCUCGUAUAGAUGCAAUAACUUAUGACUGUCCCCCUAAGAAAUGCAAUCAUAGAGGAAUUUGCAACAAUAGAAGGAAUUGCCAUUGCCAUGUAGGCUGGGAGCCUCCACUGUGCUUAAAGAGAGGUCCUGGAGGGAGCAUGGACAGCGGACCCAGUUCAAGAAGAAUUCGCUCAGUAAAAACAAGCCAAGCAUCGAUCCUAUAUUUGAAACUGGUCUUUGGUCGCAUUUAUACCUUCAUAGCUGCACUCCUCUUUGGUGUGGCCACCAAUGUUAAAAAUGUCAAGACCUCCAGAGUUAAGGAAGUGAUAGUAGGUGAUAAAUAAAUUAUAAACCAGCCUCCUGACCCCUGUACAACCAUUGGUAAUAUAGAAGUAAUAUCGAUAUAUAUGAUGAAAUCAGUAAUAAGAUGGCGAAGCUGAAUAUCAUGUUCUAGAAGUCUGCAGGAGAUGACAGGGGAUUUCCGUACAUCAGGGGCAGUCAAGAGGCAUCGAUGUUCUCACAUCAGGUCUCUUUGAUAGGUCACUGAUCAGGGCUGUGAAAUAAAUCUUGAAAAACCA
Molecule: messenger RNA, 3079 nt
Organism: Balaenoptera ricei (Rice's whale)
Lineage: Eukaryota; Metazoa; Chordata; Mammalia; Artiodactyla; Balaenopteridae
Product: disintegrin and metalloproteinase domain-containing protein 21-like
Exons: 4
Coding region: 626-2845 (739 amino acids)
Biological process (GO): proteolysis; male gonad development
Cellular component (GO): sperm head plasma membrane; plasma membrane; external side of plasma membrane
Molecular function (GO): metalloendopeptidase activity
Source: RefSeq, a predicted model, not a curated record